GGCGAGGAACCAAUCCGUGGGAUAAAAGUCCGGACUGAUGUGACAGCGGCUUCUGGACCCGACUCUCGGUGGUGGCGAUUUAAAAUUUCCAAUUAAAGAUUGCUCAGUUAACGUGUCUACAUUUAAGCGACCAACAGACAUGGCUGCUUACAAGUUAGUGCUGAUCCGCCACGGAGAGAGCAACUGGAACCAGGAGAAUCGGUUCUGCGGCUGGUUCGACGCGGAUCUGAGUGAAACCGGGGAGAACGAGGCUAAGAGGGGCGGACAGGCCUUGAAAGAUGCCAGCUUUGAGUUUGACAUCUGCUACACGUCUGUGCUGAAGCGAGCCAUCAGGACGUUGUGGCUGGUCCUGGACGGUAUUGACCAGAUGUGGGUGCCGGUGCACAGGACGUGGCGACUCAAUGAACGCCACUACGGAGGCCUGACGGGGCUCAACAAGGCAGAGACGGCCGCCAAGCACGGGGAGGCUCAGGUGAAAAUCUGGAGGCGCUCCUUUGACAUCCCCCCUCCCCCCAUGGACCCAGACCACGACUACUACUCCGUCAUCAGCAAGGAUCGUCGCUAUGCAGAUCUAACUGAGGACCAGCUCCCUUCCUGUGAGAGCCUCAAGGACACUAUUGCUCGUGCGCUGCCCUUCUGGAAUGAAGAGAUCGCCCCUCAGAUCAAACAGGGGAAGAGGGUGCUCAUCGCUGCUCAUGGAAACAGUCUCAGAGGGAUUGUUAAACAUCUGGAGGGCAUGUCAGAUGAGGCCAUCAUGGAGCUGAACCUGCCAACUGGCAUUCCCAUCCUCUAUGAGCUGGACAAGAAUCUGAAGCCUGUGAAGCCAAUGCAGUUCCUGGGAGACGAGGAGACUGUGCGCAAAGCCAUGGAGGCCGUGGCUGCUCAGGGAAAGGCUAAGAAGUGAAGCUAGAUAUCUGCUAACAACUGGCCUGAGAUUAGUUUUUUUUCCUGAACAGUAGUUUAUUCAUAGAUGGUAAUAUAUGAUGAGUAUAUAGUAAAUUGUUUAAAGACUGUUUUCCUUGCACAGUGCAGGAAUAUUAUGUAGAUGGUGCAAAACACAGAUUACCUGCCCAGGACAUCAUCUUUCUUUUUCAGAUGUCCAUGUCUAUGAGUGGUCAUUGUUGUUGCUGUCUGUAUAGUCUGUCAGUUUGUAUUUUGUCUUGUCUUGACACUGUAUAAGUUAGAUAUCCAUUACUUGGUUAAUGAUGACCCAAUUUCACUAUACGACCACAAGGUGUAAUUACCUGAAGAGGUACCUGACUGUCGGUAAAAAAUGCAUAAACAUUACAUUUUACAACUAUUAGUUCUUUGAAAGGUAUAAUUCCCUUUGUGUUGGGUAGGUGGUGUCUGAAAGCUCUGACGAAAUAAAUAUAUAAUUAUGUGAAAA
Messenger RNA from Betta splendens (Siamese fighting fish), 1387 nucleotides. RefSeq names its product phosphoglycerate mutase 1. Gene Ontology annotation, molecular function: intramolecular phosphotransferase activity. The transcript is spliced from 4 exons. Bases 140 to 904 code for a protein of 254 amino acids. Gene Ontology annotation, biological process: glycolytic process. Lineage: Eukaryota; Metazoa; Chordata; Actinopteri; Anabantiformes; Osphronemidae. The record is from RefSeq and is a predicted model, not a curated record.